CAUCAUUCUUUAUGCGACGGUCACUCCGCUAUACGUGUGAUUAGAUAAGACGGGGAGGGUUCAUAGUGCGCCCAAGAUGCAGAGCUCAUAAGAAGCAGAGAUUCGACCGGUUCGCUCUCAGUUUACCCGGUGUGUGCAUGCCGACAAACAACGUUUGUUUUCACCUUUCUUCGACGAAACUUAUCUCUCUCUAAUUCUCUCACUCUCUAUCUCUCUUGCUGUUUCUUUCGACGCGUUAUCACCGCGAAGUUACCCGACCCUCUCAAGUGUGAAUCCCAUAUAACAUAGACUUAAUACAAUCGCACCGUUAAUUGCGAAGAACGAUCGUUACUGUUUACUUUGUGCCCGUUUUCUCUUGUGGCGACGAAGAGGAACGAAAAAUCGGGACGAUCAAUGCUGGAAACAACCGUCGCAGAUGGACCGAAGAGGGCUUUUAUUCGUUGAUCCUAACGAGGGAAUUAUAGGCUGUUAAGUAAUUAAAGUGUGAUCUUCGAUUCUGCGGAUAGGAUAUUAUUCGAAGAAAAGAACAUCGAUCAUCGGCUGAGAAACGUUCGACAGAAGAGCUGAACAGCUAACCUCGUCUGCAGGUAUGAAGAACAAACCAUCCGGCGCUUCGGAGUUUCCUCAACUUCUUAAACUCAGGUGAUAGCUUAUUCGUUUCACUGAAAUUUGGUGCCAGUUCGUUAUCGCGGAUCAUCAUAAACGAUCUCGCACCUGAAAAAUCAACUCGCUUUAAGAUCGUGGCUCGAGUAUAAAAUCAGCGAAAAAAAUCAGCCAUGCCUUCUUGCGGCAGCGAAAACGUGUCCAGAUUCUGGGGCUCGAGUCCCCCGAUCUCCAGGAGGAACAGUACGGCCUCGUCCCCGUCGCCAGGAUCACCCUUGUCAACGUCACCCCCCGACGUCUCCCUGAUGCUGACAUUGAAACGCUCUUCGUCGACGGUCUCCAGCGCCUCGGUCUCCUCCACGACAUCCAGCGCCUCCAGCACCCAGACGACGAUUCUGACCUCGAAGCGGCCCAGCCGUCAUCACCACCACCUCAACCACCACCCACAGCAACCAGCAAGCUCGAUUCAAGACCGUCGACGGUCCCCGUCGAAGGAAAUCCCGUCGACGAAGAGUCGCCCGUUUAUCCUGACGAGCAUCGUCCACUGGUACGCGGGUAUGGUGAUCGGGAUUUUCAGCGCUGCGUACAAAAUCGCGAGCUGCAUAAUCUGGGCACCAGCCUUGUGGGUCUCGGCCUGGAUCUACCUGCUCUGGGAGAUUCUACAGCUGCCGUUGACGGCCCUUAAGUGGUUCCUGACGGCGCUCUACACCCCGGCGUCGGAGAGAGUCCGGCCGAAGAGAUGCGUCCUGAUCAGCGGCGGCAGUACCGUCCAGGCUGUACAUCUCGCAAGGAACUUCUACAAGGCCGGGGCUCGCGUCGUCGUCUGCGAGGUGGAGAGCCUUUUCGGGCUGGCCCGUUUCUCCACGGCCUGUUCCCAGUUCCACACCCUCCCAAUACCUGGCCCCGAUGCUGCGGCCCAGUACGUCAAGGCCCUGCGCGACAUCGUCCAGCGCGAAAAGCCAUCCUACUACAUCCCGGUCAGCGCUUCGACCACCGCCUACUACGACGCCCUGGCAAAGCCUCACCUCGAAGCCCUUGGCUGCGAGUGUUUCAUCCCCGGUGCCUCGGAGGUGACGGCCCUCGACGAUCCCCUCGAGCUUUUGCGCCGCUGUAGAUCCGUCGGGCUUCCAACUCCACCUCACUUCGUCCUUCGUUCGUCAGCCGACGUGGCUAAUCUCUACGAACGUGGUGUCCUGCGCACCGGAAGACACGUCAUGCUGGCCGCUGGGCCUGCCGGGAUGCGGGACCAUGCGAGGGUCCUGCUGCCCCCGACGGUCCGGGACUUCAGAAGCGAGAACCAGGAGCACGAGAUCAGCGACAAGCGGCCCUGGGUCGUGGUUCGCGAUCCUGGUGGCGCCCAUUUUAUCACCUGCACAACCAUCAAGGACUCAAAGGUCGUCGCUAACGUGACGUGUCGCGUUGACGAGCAUCGGGGCCUCAUCCCAGAGGACAGACCCGACGUCUCCCGCUGGCUGGAUCGCUUCUUCGCCCGGUCACCGGGCCACAAGGUAUCCGGUCACCUCAGUUUCCGACUGGCCGAAUCGGGCCUAGACAACGAACUCGUCUCCAUCGGCUGCCGCGUCGGUGUCUCCUUGCCCUACGUAUGUCACACCGGCGUUCAUCCCAGGCUCGUUUGGCGACCCUGCAGGCACUUUUCCAGACAGAAUUCCGAGCACCUCGUCAACGGGGAACGUGGGCAGAAUCUAAACGAGGCGGUAGCCAACGCUCUGAAGAGGCCUCCGUCGGACGUGGCGUCCCAUCUUCUUGGGACCGUCCUCGACAAGCGGGAGACCCUCUUCGUCUACUGGGACCCUCUGCCCUAUUGCGCUUACUACCAUUUGCAGCUGCCCUUCAGGCGCAUCGCUGCCCUAAUCAGGGCUCAGCCUGCCGGACAACACGCUCAGCCCUUGGCGCUGGUACAGUAAGGAGGGUUGAACGGGGGUUGAAGGGUUUAAGACGAGUCGAACGUCGAUUAGCCGCAACGGUGAAUCGGGUUUACACGAACAUUCGGCGUUUAUCGAAUACCCUCGUGUUUCAUGCGUAUUAAUUAAUUUUAUCAAAUUGUAAAUACAGACUCGUAUUGUAUAAUACAUGCGUAUAGACUAUACGUUAUACAUAUACAUACGUAUAUAAAUUUAAUGCUUUGAUACAGCUUUUGAUUGUCACGUGAUCAUGAGAUUCACAUG
Messenger RNA from Diprion similis, 2789 nucleotides. RefSeq lists its product as uncharacterized. Bases 777 to 2528 code for a protein of 583 amino acids. The record is from RefSeq and is a predicted model, not a curated record. Lineage: Eukaryota; Metazoa; Arthropoda; Insecta; Hymenoptera; Diprionidae. The transcript has a single exon.